AUGGCGGAAGAGGGGAACAGCUCGGGCGGGCGCGGCGUCCGGGUGUGCGUCACCGGUGGCGCCGGGUUCAUCGGCUCAUGGCUCGUCAGAAAGCUGCUCGAGGCAGGGUACACCGUCCACGCCACCCUGCGGAGCAUCAGGGACGAGGGGAAAGCGGGGCUGCUGCGGCGGCUCGUCCCCGGCGCCGCGCCGCCGGAGCGGCUGGUGGGGCUGCUGCGGCGGCUCGUCCCCGGCGGCGGGCCGCCGGAGCAGCUGGUGCUGUUCGAGGCCGACCUCUUCGACGCCGCCAGCUUCGCGCCGGCCAUCGCCGGCUGCCAGUUCGUCUUCCUCGUCGCCAACCCCUCCGCGCACGAGGCCGCCGACUCCAAGUACAAGACUUCGGCGGAAGCCGCGGCGGAUGGGGUGUGCGUCAUCCUCCGGCUAUGCGCGCAAUCUAAGACAGUGAAGCGCGUCAUCCACACCGCAUCGGUGACGGCUGCUUCGCCGCUGACAAAGUCCUCCAGCGCCGCGACCGCGGUGUACAGCGAUUUCAUCUCUGAAUCUUGUUGGACUCUGCUGGAUGUCGAUUACCCUCUCCGGAGCGUGCAUUUCGAUGUGCAAAAUGAUAAUCUUAGUGGCAACAUCAUCAUAGUGACAGUGUUGGGUGCUCAUCUGCAGAAGUACAUAGAGUCCAAGGUCCUGUCAGAGAAGGAGCUCCUCAGCUACAACGACGGCGAGAGCCCGGCGUUCGAGGUGGUCACCCUGUCGCUGGGCCUCGUCGGGGGCGACACGGUGCUCAGCCACCUCCCAGAGACGGUGGAGAGCAUGGUGGCCCCGGUAACCAAGCAAGAUCCCUACUUCAUGCUGCCGAGGAUCCUGCAGAGGCUGCUGGGCUCGGUGCCGCUGGUGCACGUCGACGACGUCUGCGCUGCGCUCAUCUUCUGCAUGGAGCAGCCCUCCAUCUCCGGCCGGUUCCUCUGUGCCGCCGCCUACCCGACGACCCUCGACAUCCUAGACCACUACAGCAGCAAGUACCCCCACCUUGAAGUCCUCAGAGAGACUGAUGAAGUAGCCAGGGUGCACCCCGAGAGGAGCAAGCUUUGGGAACUGGGCUUCAGGUACAAGUACGGGGUUGAGGAGAUACUAGACGAAAGCAUCGACUGUGCUGUGAGGCUGGGCUCCCUGGAUGCAUCCAAGCUCAUCGUCCAGCAGGAGUGA
Triticum turgidum subsp. durum (durum wheat) is the source of this 1197-nucleotide messenger RNA. The record is from the annotation of a GenBank genome assembly. Lineage: Eukaryota; Viridiplantae; Streptophyta; Magnoliopsida; Poales; Poaceae.